CCCCGCGCUUCUUCCAACCGGGCUCUGGUCAGCAGCAAAGAGAGACGUCCCCAUGAAUGUAGGGUGUAAAGGUCAUCUUCCACCUUCACUACCACACACUGGCACGACUUCCACUCACUUCCACCUCUCACCACUCGCUCGAUAUGCCCGCCUACCACGCCCACGCAGCGCAGCGUCCUCUCCAGCCGGCACUGCCCAAAGGCUCCCUCGUCGUCAUCACGGGCGCAACUGGCUUCAUUGGCUCACACACUGCCUCUGCCUUGCUCGCCCACCCGAACAACUACCGCAUCCGCUGCCCUGUCCGUUCGGAGGAAAAGGCAGCUGGGCUCACCUCAUAUGUUGAGAAGCACUUCGGCAAAGGCCGACUGGAGACUCCUCUGGUCAAGGAUAUGGCUGCCCCAGGCGCAUACGAAGGCAUCAUCGACGACGAUGUGAAAGGUGUCAUUCACCUGGCUACGGAUGUCAGCUUUGGUGAAACGUGGGAAGUCAUCGAGAACUCCAAGGCCGGAAUCGAGAAUCUCCUCCAUACCAUCUCAAAGCACCCCUCCGUCACCCGCCUCGUCCUCACCUCCUCAUCUGUAGCCCUUGGCCAGCCCUCAAGUGUGCCACGCUCGAAGUUCGACCCUGCUCACCCAGCCAAAGUCUGGGACCAUGACACCUGGGACGACGAAAUGCCUACUUUCGCCCGCCAACAAGCAGACAAGCAGGCCAAAGGCGAAGAAACAGACAAAACGCCCGGAAAGCUACCCAUGGCCAUGUACGCCACAUCCAAGAUCCUCUCUGAACGAGCAGCAUGGGAAUGGCUCGAAGACACCAAGCGUAGCAACAACUUGACCUUCACCACUGUGCACCCGAAUGCCACUUUGGGCGAACCCAUCCUCCCAAAGGGAGCGGCCUCUAUCCCGGGCGAGUGGCUUUGGAGCUUGUACAAGGGCGAGACGGCGACGUAUGACAGUGCCUCGCCUCAGCACUUCUGUAAUGUUCGUGACAUCGCCAAGGCUCACGUUGCCGCUAUCGCUAGGGAUGAUGUGGGGAAUGAGCGCAUCUUGGGCUUCACUGGUCCCUUUGGAUGGAGUGACUGCACUCGUGUCUUGAUCAGAGACUUUCCCGACAAGAAGGGCAUCAUUGCUGCUCCGAAGGAAGGAGACGAGGAUACCAUUGAUGCGACGCUGGUCAAGAAUGCGAGGUUCAAGGAGCUCUGUGGUGGGAGUUUGAUUGGGUUUGAAGAGAGUGUGAGGGAGACGAUCCAGGGGCAGAUCAAGAGUGGCGCAAAGCAGGAUACCAAGGCGUAGGCUGCAGAGCGAGCAUGAUGGAACAGAUGUACAUAGGCGCGCUGGUAGAGGGACAAGUUCAAUUGGCGCGCUCCAAUAUUCUGACGGUACGAUCGAAGCCACACGUUGCCACACGUCCGUCGCUCAAAGUGAUCACAUCCUUGAUAACUCCAUUCAUAGUACCCAUUCUCCAUCUCUUUGCCUUCUCCUCCGCGCUCAUCCCUGCGCC
Messenger RNA from Jaminaea rosea, 1500 nucleotides. RefSeq names its product NAD(P)-binding protein. Gene Ontology annotation, molecular function: oxidoreductase activity, acting on the CH-OH group of donors, NAD or NADP as acceptor. The transcript has 3 exons. The record is from RefSeq and is a predicted model, not a curated record. Lineage: Eukaryota; Fungi; Basidiomycota; Exobasidiomycetes; Microstromatales. The coding region runs from base 144 to 1292 and encodes 382 amino acids.